UUGAAUGAUUUUCUGAUUUUGUUAGAAAUUAGUAGGAUCGUUUUUAUCUAGAGGGAUUUGACCAGCACACCACAUCUCAGCUUCAAAUAUGAAACAAAGGUGCUGUGGUCAAUCUUGAUGAAUAGUAGCUUGAACAUGAAGAUCGACUAGUUUUCCCAUAUGCUGGAGAAGAAUUUUCAUGUUUUGGAUUUCUAAGUUUUUUUCUGUUUUGACGUGAAGCGCUUGGUGAAUUUUGCUUUUUUAAGUUAAUGCAUUGUUGCAGAUACACUGAUUGUAUUUGAAAAAAAGGACCUACAGAUUUUUGUUUCGCCUUUUAUUUACCAAUAUUAUUACUGUAGAUUGAAGUGAAGUCAGUUGGUGACCAACAUGUAUCUUCUGAGAAGACAAGCUCAAAAACCAUCCCCAGAGGAUGAUUCUGCACAAAAAGAUGCAAAGAUCAAAGAACUCAGGGCUGCACUUGGCCCCCUGUCUGGACGAAAUCUGAAGUACUGCACUGAUGCAUGCCUUCGGAGAUAUUUGGAAGCUCGGAGCUGGAAUCUUGAUAAGGCGAAGAAAAUGGUGGAAGAGACACUCAGGUGGAGGGCAACUUAUAAACCUGAAGAAACUCGUUGGCAUGAAAUAGCACAUGAAGGUGAGACUGGAAAAGUGUCAAGAGCAAACUUCCAUGAUCGACUUGGGAGGACUGUGCUUAUAAUGAGGCCAGCAAUGCAGAACACAAACUCACCUGAAGGUAAUAUCCGCCAUUUAGUCUAUCUUAUAGAAAAUGGUAUCCUCAACCUUCCUGAAGGUCAAGAACAAAUGUCGUGGUUGGUUGACUUCUCUGGAUUCUCGUUGAACACCAAUGUCUCAGUCAAGACAGCCCGUGAUAUUAUUUACAUUCUACAGAACCAUUACCCCGAGAGGCUUGCGGUUGCAUUUCUUUAUAACCCACCAAGGAUUUUUCAGGCGUUCUGGAAGGGUGUCAAGUACUUCUUGGAUCCCAAGACAUUUCAGAAGGUGAAGUUUGUAUACCCCAAAGGUAAAGAAAGUGUAGAGGUCAUGAAGACAUUCUUUGAUGUUGAAAAUCUUCCGAGCGAGUUCGGGGGUCAAGCCACCCUAAAGUACGACCAUGAGGAGUUUUCACGAAUGAUGGCCGAGGAUGAUGUGAAAACUGCCAAGUUCUGGGGAUUUGAUGAGAAGCCUUGCCACAUAAAAAAUGGGCUUUCGGGAGCAGAGGUGGUGCUGGGGCCCUCCCCCAUUGCACCUAUAGCUAGCUGAGCACCCUGCCUAAUGCCCAGAACAGUAAGAAUCACAAAAAUCAUACGAUGAGCAGGAGCUGAACUUAUAUAUAGAAGUUUAGUUUCAAUUUCUGAAAUGAGGACUGGAAUGUUCAUGAUUCAGUUCCUUGAUGCGGGUUAAUAAACAUGCGAUCUACUGUGCUUAACUGCUAACCAUGAGGGAAAUAGACAAACCUCCGUGUUGUUUUCCUGAUGUUCUCACCCUAAACUUACACUGUAAUAUGUUUCUUCUAUUUUUUCAAUGCAUCUUUUAUUCCCUCUUGAUUUAAGAACUUUGUUGCCAACUGCUUCAAAAUUUCAUUUCGAUUACAACGCAAAACUUAAGCAUGGUGCAUUCAGGUCAUA
Messenger RNA from Prunus mume (Japanese apricot), 1622 nucleotides. Lineage: Eukaryota; Viridiplantae; Streptophyta; Magnoliopsida; Rosales; Rosaceae. The record is from RefSeq and is a predicted model, not a curated record.